Molecule: messenger RNA, 741 nt
Organism: Rhizophagus irregularis DAOM 181602=DAOM 197198
Lineage: Eukaryota; Fungi; Glomeromycota; Glomeromycetes; Glomerales; Glomeraceae
Source: RefSeq, a predicted model, not a curated record
AUGGAUUUUCCACGCUGUCAAUCACUAUUUUUUUAUAAUCCUGCAUAUGAAUUUACAGGUCAAAAACUUCGCAAUUUAAUUAGUUUAAUUUUCAAGUUUUUUGACGGAUUCGUGAGAUUUAAGCAAUUUUCUUACAGCAAACCUAAUGAGACAACAGAUUCUGACGAGAGAGUGGCAAUUCGUUCACCUGUACAUUCACCUGAUAAUAAUAACAAUAACAUGGACUUUCAGUAUGAUCAUAAAGAUGAUUUAAGUUUUCAAGAUAUUAAUGAUGACAAUAAUGCAUAUGGAUCAAUUAAUCCUCAAGACUAUAAUGAUGAGAUGAUAUUUUCGCAAGAUAAUGUCAAUUCAUCUGAUACUGAAGAGGAAGAAGAAAGUGAUAACGAAUACAAUUAUGAAGAGAAGGAAGAGAAGGAAGAUAAUAAUGAAAAUAAUGACGAAGAGGAGGAAAAGGAAGGUAACAAUGAUGAUAAUAAUAAUCAAGUGGAAGAGGAACAUAAUAACGAUGAAGAAAAACGUUCGGCUUUUGGGUGGGCUUCUGAAGUACAGAAACUCCAAAGAUUCGUAAGUUCGGCCGUUCGGGUAGGCUUCCGAAGUACAGAAACUCCAAAGAUUUGUUCGGCCGUUUGGGUGACUUCCGAAGAAUGGAAAAAACCAAGUUUCGUUCGGCGUCUCGGGUUCGGGUGGGCUUCCGAAAAACGAAAACCCAAAGGUAAAGAUUGUCUCUUAUACACAUCUUGA